Messenger RNA from Arctia plantaginis, 1917 nucleotides. Lineage: Eukaryota; Metazoa; Arthropoda; Insecta; Lepidoptera; Erebidae. The record is from the annotation of a GenBank genome assembly.
AUGGUUGUCAACGGCUUCGUGAACGUGGUGAUCACUACCAUUGAGAAGAGGUUCGGCCUCAGGUCCAUGCAGACGGGAGUCAUUGCUGGAGGGUAUGAUAUCGCCUCCUUCGUUUGUCUGGCACCGGUGACCUAUUUAGGCGGUCGCACCAGCUCCUCAAAACCUCGGUGGCUCGGCUGGGGAGUUCUCCUCAUGGGCACAGGGUCUCUGCUCUUCGCGUUACCACAUUUUCUCGUGCCUAACUACAAGAUUGCGGGGGACGCAGUUGACGAUAUAUGUACACCUAACAGAACGUCAACCAAUCAUUGUGAUGGUACAGUACCAGCUGAAGGAGGCGCGUGGGCAGUUGCAGUAUUCGUCUUCGCACAAUUACUACAUGGCGCAGGUGCAACACCGCUUUUCACUCUCGGAGUCACUUAUAUUGAUGAAAACGUCUCCAAAAAGAUGUCCUCUGUUUAUUUGGGAGUUUACUACACGAUGGCAGUCGUGGGCCCAGCGAUGGGCUACGUCAUAGGAGGGCAGAUGUUGACCAUUUACACCGACUUCCUCAGUGUCGACUCCCAAACAUUAGGCAUAACUCCUAUAAGUUCAGUGUGGAUCGGAGCGUGGUGGGUGGGGUUCAUUCUGUCGGUGCUGCUGUGUCUCAUUGUCGCCAUACCAUUGAUGGCGUUCCCCCAUGAAUUGCCUGGUGCUGAAGAGAUCCGUGCUUCUAAAGUGUCAGAAGCGCAUGAAUCUGCGUCCAAAUCAGCAGCAUUUAGUGCUUUGCAUGAGCUGCCUCACGCAGCGGCCGCGUUACUGAAGAAUCCAACAUUCCUGUUUCUGAACUUAGCUGGAGCUAGUGAAGGCAUGCUGAUUUCUGGAUUCGCUGCAUUUCUACCGAAGUUGAUUGAGAACCAGUUUGCGGUGAAUGCCUCAGAUGCCGCUUUGUUGCUGGGUGUAAUCACAGUUCCCGCUGGUGGAGGCGGUACAUUCCUCGGCGGGUGGCUGGUGAAGCGCUGGCGGCUCGCCUGCGCUGGUAUCAUCAAGCUCUGUGUCGCAGCUACCGUCAUAGCGGCUGCAUUCACCUUCUGCUUCGUCCUCACCUGUGAUGAUUACCCUUUUGCUGGGGUCACCGUGAUGUAUAACAGUCCAAGUGUGCCAGGCGCGGACCGUCUAACAGCUCUAUGCAACGUAGACUGCGAAUGUGCCAACGCUCCAUACUCACCCGUGUGUGGAGCCGACGGUGCGGUGUACUACUCCGCGUGUCACGCCGGUUGUACCAAGAGAACCUUGGCCGGGACAGCUCAGCUGUUCCAUCAGUGCUCCUGUGUAAUGACUAAAGAGAAUCUCACGCUGCCAACAUACCAAAUUGAAGGAACAACCAAUUCUUCAGUCACAUAUGAAGCAAUCAAUAGCAUCUGCAUCACAGACUGUCCGUACCUUUGGGUAUUCGUGACCCUCUCUUUUUGUGUGAUGCUGUUCACGUUCCUGGCCACCAUGCCUGCACUAUCAGCUACUUUGAGGUGUGUACGCGAAGACCAGCGCUCCUUUGCUCUGGGCAUCCAGUGGAUCAAAGUGCGCCUGCUGGGCACUAUACCAGCACCUCUACUCUUCGGAUUUCUGAUCGACUUGUCCUGCUCGCUCUGGUCUACUUCAUGUGACAAGACUGGUGCUUGCUUGCAGUAUGAUAACUACAACAUGAGCAGGUACAUGCUCGCCAUAGCGCUGGUGGGAAAGCUAUGUUCUCUUCUGUUCUUCUUUUUAGCGUGGUGGUUCUACAGGCCCCCUGGAGGUAAUGGUAACGGUAACGCAGUAGUUCCAUCUGUGGAUCUAGUUCUAAGUUCUGAGAAGACCAACGGAAACAUUACAAAUGGGACUUUAGAAAGACCUGCGAAUGGUUAUUGCAAUGCAGCACUCGAAUGCAGUGACCACUUGUAA